This is a messenger RNA of Cicer arietinum (chickpea), 995 nucleotides long. Its product is annotated as auxin-responsive protein SAUR71. The record is from RefSeq and is a predicted model, not a curated record. Lineage: Eukaryota; Viridiplantae; Streptophyta; Magnoliopsida; Fabales; Fabaceae. Gene Ontology annotation, biological process: response to auxin.
CUUCUCGCAUCAUCACCUUUCCAUUGUGUACACUCUCUUAUUUACUCCUAAUUUAAUUCUCUUUUUUUCUUUUCCCUUCACAUUCACAUAUAUAAAUCCACACACUCCCUCUUCUCUUCUAUUCUAUCUUCAUUUUAUUUCACUCCUCACUUCUCACCCACCGCAACUCAUCACUCUCUCUCUCUCUAAAUAAACACUUUCUCUCUCUAGAAUUUGUUUUUCUUUCCUAACUGCCGUUAUGAAGCAGUUGAUUCGCCGUUUAUCACGAGUGGCUGACUCUUCCGAGUACACGCUACUCCGAACUGACUCAAGCAAUCGCCGGCGACCUAGCCGCCGAGUGGAAUCGUUCAGGAUGGAGGUUUUAUCGAAGAUCCGGAGAUCUUCUUCUGUUGUGCCGGAAGGUCAUGUUCCGAUCUACGUCGGAGAUGAGAUGGCGCGAUUCGUUGUCUCUGCGGAGCUUCUGAAUCAUCCGAUUUUCGUGAAGCUUUUGAAUCAGUCGGCGCAGGAAUACGGUUACGAACAGAAAGGUGUGCUUCGAUUACCGUGUAAUGUUUGCGUUUUUGAGCGCGUGCUUGAAGCGUUGAAGCUUGGUCAAGACACGCGCCACAUCAUUGAACUUCUCAAUUCUUCUUCUUCAUCGUCGUCGGAGGAGGAAGAGGAGGAGAAAUUUUGCUGAGGAAGGAAAAUAAAGAGAAAGAAAUUUAGGGGAAAGAUGAAAAUCGAAGGUUAAUUUGGUAAAUUAGCGAGGUAUUUUGGUUUGUUAUGUAAAUAGACAUCAGGAUCUUGUGAAAAAAAAGAACAAAAAAGCAUCAUAGGAAUGUUAUUGUUAGGGGUUGGUUUUUUGUUUCUCUGUUUUUUAUUUUUUAUGUUUUAAUUUGGUGUCUUUUUCUUUUGGUUGUUGUUCGGUGAUCAUUGUAAAAAAGGAGAAGAUAUUAUAACUCUCUGUUGUUUGCAACCAAGGAAUGGGAAUCAUGAUUCAUCUGUUUAAUUAGGCA